GUGGUGGUGAAAAAGCUUUGAUCAUUUCUUCUUCUUCUUCUUUUUCUUCUUCUCUACCUUCUCUCAUUUUUUCCGUAUCAAAUUCGUCGAUCUCUCAUGGCGGCUUCCGUCGACAAUCGUCAAUAUGGACCUCUCCAGCCACCGCUUAGUGGCGUCGUUAGGUCAUUCAAGAAUGGUCCUAACCAUCGAUCCGACUCUCCCGUUCGUGGCUGUAACUUCCCUAAUUCCAACGUUGAUUUUAAUAACAACCGUCCUUUGAAAAGCUCCGUCAAGAUACAAGAGGCGGCGGCGGCGGAGGAGGAGGAGGAGAUGGAGGAUUCGUGUAGCGAAGAUGAGAAUGAGAAUGAGUUUCGUGAUUUGAUUGUGAAGGGAAACCGUGAACUCGAGCCGUCGAUUUUGGAUCACAGAGAUGAAGGCACGGCUGAUAAUUGGAUCGAGCGGAAUGCUUCCAUGGUCCGUCUCACAGGGAAGCAUCCCUUCAAUUCUGAACCGCCUCUUAACCGUCUGAUGCAUCACGGAUUCAUCACGCCUGUUCCUCUCCACUACGUCCGUAACCACGGUGUGGUCCCCAAGGCGAAAUGGGCCGACUGGACCGUUGAGGUUUGCGGACUUGUCAAACGUCCCGCCAAGUUCACCAUGGACCAACUCCUCAACGAAUUCCGCUUCCGUGAAUUCCCAGCCACACUCGUCUGCGCUGGAAACCGACGGAAGGAACAGAACAUGGUGAAACAGAGCAUCGGAUUUAACUGGGGAGCGGCGGGUGUGUCUACGUCGGUAUGGCGUGGUGUUCCACUUUGUGACGUGUUGAAACGAUGCGGGAUAUUGAGCCGUAAGAAAGGGGCGCUGAAUGUAUGCUUUGAAGGAGCUGAGGAUCUUCCUGGUGGCGGUGGGUCAAAAUACGGAACCAGUAUCAAGAAGGAACUAGCCAUGGAUCCUGCUAGAGACAUCAUUCUCGCCUAUAUGCAAAACGGCGAGCAAUUAGCGCCGGACCAUGGCUUUCCGGUGAGGAUGAUCAUUCCGGGAUUCAUCGGUGGUAGAAUGGUGAAAUGGUUGAAACGAAUCAUUGUGACAACGAAAGAAUCCGAAAACUAUUACCAUUUUAAGGAUAACAGAGUCUUGCCUUCCCAUGUCGACGCAGAGCUCGCCAACGCUGAAGCUUGGUGGUACAAGCCGGAACAUAUAAUCAACGAGUUGAACAUAAACUCAGUGAUAACCACGCCCUGUCAUGAGGAGAUUCUUCCGAUCAACGCGUGGACCACUCAGAGGCCCUACACCUUGAGAGGCUACUCUUAUUCCGGCGGUGGGAAGAAGGUGACGCGUGUGGAGGUGACGAUGGAUAGUGGAGAGACAUGGCAGGUGUGCACGUUGGACCAUCCGGAGAAGGCGAACAAGUAUGGGAAAUAUUGGUGCUGGUGUUUCUGGUCGUUGGAGGUGGAGGUGCUGGACUUGCUCAGCGCUAAGGAAAUUGCCGUCCGGGCUUGGGAUGAAACCCAUAACACCCAGCCGGAGAAACUCAUCUGGAACCUCAUGGGAAUGAUGAACAAUUGCUGGUUCAGAGUGAAAACCAAUAUGUGCAAGCCUCACAAGGGUGAAAUCGGUAUCAUCUUCGAACACCCAACGCAGCCCGGCAACCAAUCCGGCGGAUGGAUGGACAGAGAGAGACAUCUGGAGAUUUCCACUGAAUCAAACCAGACAUUGAAAAAGAGUGUCUCCACUCCAUUCAUGAACACCGCCUCCAACACGUACACCUUAUCCGAAGUCAAAAAGCACAACUCCCCCCAAUCCGCUUGGAUCAUCGUUCACGGUCACGUCUACGACUGCACCCGCUUCCUCAAAGACCACCCCGGCGGUUCCGACAGUAUCCUCAUUAACGCCGGCACCGACUGCACCGAAGAGUUCGACGCAAUCCACUCUGACAAAGCCAAGAAAAUGCUCGAGGACUAUAGAAUCGGGGAGUUAAUCACCACUGGCUACGCGUCCGACUCCUCCUCCAAUUCCCCUAACAACUCCACUCAUGGCGCGUCCAACUUCUCCCACUUAGCCCCCAUUCGAGAGGCUCCAGUAACACGACGCGUGGCGCUCGCCCCUAACGAGAAAAUCCCCUGCAAAUUGAUUUCCAAGACCUCGAUCUCACACGACGUGCGUGUGUUCAGAUUCGCACUACCCGGUGGUCAGGACCAGGCUCUCGGAUUACCCGUGGGGAAGCACAUUUUCAUAUGCGCCACAGUGGACGGCAAGCUCUGCAUGAGAGCCUACACGCCCACUAGCUCCAUAGACGAAAUGGGGUUCUUCGAAUUGGUGGUGAAAGUAUACUUCAAAGGCGUGCACCCAAAGUUCCCCAACGGCGGGAUCAUGUCCCAGUAUUUGGAUUCCAUGGAGGUCGGAUCCACGCUGGAUGUGAAGGGUCCACUCGGCCAUAUCGAGUACACAGGGCGCGGCAACUUUAUGGUCCAUGGCAAGCCCCGGUUCGCCAGACGGCUUGCCAUGCUGGCAGGCGGGACCGGAAUAACCCCAAUAUACCAAGUGGUGCAAGCGAUAUUAAAGGAUCCGGAGGACGAGACGGAGAUGUAUGUGGUGUAUGCGAAUCGGACGGAGGAUGAUAUUUUGCUGAGGGAGGAAUUGGAGACGUGGGCGAAGAAGAACCAGAGAUUGAAAGUGUGGUACGUGGUGCAGGAGAGUAUUAGAGAAGGGUGGGAAUAUAGCGUUGGGUUCAUUACAGAGAAUAUUCUGAGAGAGCAUAUUCCGGCGGCGGCGGAGGACACAUUGGCAUUGGCUUGUGGGCCGCCGGCGAUGAUUCAGUUCGCAGUGCAGCCCAAUUUGGAGAAGAUGAAUUACGAUACCAAGAAUUCGUUAUUAGUGUUUUAAUUAAUUAGUGGAAGGAAGACAACCAAAAUAAAUAAAUUGGUUUUUUAUAUUUUUAUUUUCUUCAAUGAAAAUCCAAAAUUGAGGAAAAAAGUUGGAUUCGUUUUGUAAAAUAAUGAAAUAUAUGUGAAUAUUAUAAUCAUUGUAAAUACUCUUAUUUUCUUUUUUUA
Messenger RNA from Cucurbita pepo subsp. pepo (vegetable marrow), 3032 nucleotides. RefSeq names its product nitrate reductase [NADH]. The record is from RefSeq and is a predicted model, not a curated record. Lineage: Eukaryota; Viridiplantae; Streptophyta; Magnoliopsida; Cucurbitales; Cucurbitaceae. Gene Ontology annotation, molecular function: molybdenum ion binding; sulfite oxidase activity; nitrate reductase (NADPH) activity. Gene Ontology annotation, biological process: nitric oxide biosynthetic process; sulfur compound metabolic process; nitrate assimilation.